Molecule: messenger RNA, 1077 nt
Organism: Hyaloscypha bicolor E
Lineage: Eukaryota; Fungi; Ascomycota; Leotiomycetes; Helotiales; Hyaloscyphaceae
Product: FAS1 domain-containing protein
Exons: 3
Source: RefSeq, a predicted model, not a curated record
UUGGCUGUUGUCCUCUUCAGCAUCUCUACGCACGCCCAGUCCCUCCUCGAUGCUCUCGCGGCCAACAACGCUACCCAGUUCGCCCAGUUCCUCCAAGCAAAUCCUAGCAUACUCGCAGUAUACAAUUCCUCGGCCGUACAGACUGUCUUUGCCCCAACGGAUGCCUACUUUAAUGUGCUCCAACGUCGAGCUGCCAACAACACUCAGCAGCACUACGAGUACCAGUAUAGCAACACAUUGACUGGGCUGGAAACUCUUGGACCUCCAAUUAGUCCGGGUGAUGUUGUUAAGACAGGACUUCCUGCCCCGCAGGCGGGAGGUUCUCAAGUUAUCGUUUCCCAGAAGUCAGUUGCGAACAGCACCUCGACCCGGCGUCGCAGGACUGUUCCAAAUCCUGGUAUUCAGUUGGUCUCUGGGUUAGGCAACAGUGUCGGCAUCAUUAACGGUGAUAUUCCUUACAGCGGUGGGCUGAUUCAUACUACUGAUUCAUUCUUCACCAUUCCAUCGCCACUAUCUACAACCGUUAACUCCACCGGCCUUUCCGCCCUCGGUACCCUUCUCAACCGCGCAAAUCUCUCAAACACCUUCGAUGCUGCAGACAGCGUGACCAUCUUCACUCCCAACAACGCUGCAUUCGCUGCUGCUGCUAAUUAUAACAGUAAUGCCGCGACGCUUCCGAAUCUGCUUUCCAACCACGUCAUUCCCAACUUCCUGGGAUACCUGCCUGUGCUGACUGAUGGCGCUGUGUAUCAGACGUUGGCGAAUGAAACACUCACAAUUUCAAUCAAGAAUGGAGUAUAUUAUGUCAACGGUGCGAAGAUUAUUUCGUCGAAUACUAUUCUCAGCAAUGGUGUUGCACAUGUGAUUGAUCAGGCGAGUCUACGUCUAGUUUCUAGAGUUGAAGGUCUUUGUGGCUGCUGGUGUUGCAAUUGCUGCGACUAUGGUUGCGACCUUGAUAAUGUGAAGUGGCUAAGCUUUUACUUCUGGAGCAAUUGCUCUGAAUUUACGUGGAAGGUGUCCGGAAUGGAACUCGAUAUAGUUAAUCAAGUGGAGGCAUCUCUUUACUCACAACUUUAA